Arthroderma uncinatum is the source of this 2244-nucleotide messenger RNA. RefSeq names its product chitin synthase D. NCBI's taxonomy places the organism in Eukaryota, Fungi, Ascomycota, Eurotiomycetes, Onygenales, Arthrodermataceae. Bases 1 to 2244 code for a protein of 747 amino acids. Gene Ontology annotation, molecular function: chitin synthase activity. The record is from RefSeq and is a predicted model, not a curated record. The transcript has 2 exons. Gene Ontology annotation, cellular component: cell periphery; cell septum.
AUGAUAAGCUUCACUGCCCUGCGAGGGAUAUUCCUCCCAGUAAUGGUUGUCACAUUACCGCUACCAUCCACGAUAACACAAUACUUCCCGACUAGGCUGGUAUCGUUUCUACAAUGGUUUGCCUUUUGGACAUUUGCCGUUCUCCUUAUUGUGCCAUGGCUGUUCUGUGUUUACAGGCUGGUGACGAACUCACUCGGUAGAACCAAGCGCAUCAAAGAAGUCCUCGACGACAAAACAGCACCAAAGACCGUCAUUGUCAUGCCAGUUUAUAAAGAGGACCCAGCAAUUCUGAUCAAAGCAGUGAAUUCGGUUGUCGAAUGCGACUAUCCGCCUCAAUGCAUCCAUGUAUUUCUCUCGUACGACGGCGACCAGGUUGACGACUCGUACCUUGCAGUCGCGACCCAUCUUGGCAUUCCGAACAGCUUGAAGAGAUAUCCAACCAGUAUAGAUGUAACCUACAAAGGCGCAAGAAUUACACUAUCCCGGUUCAAGCAUGGAGGCAAACGGCAUUGUCAAAAGCAAACAUUCCGCCUGAUCGACAAGGUUUAUGCUAAAUACCUGAUCCAGAACGAUAACUUGUUUGUUCUAUUUAUCGAUUCAGACUGUAUCCUCGAUCGAGUGUGCUUGCAAAACUUCAUGUACGACAUGGAGCUUAAACCAGGAAGCAAGCAUAAUAUGUUGGCUAUGACUGGUGUUAUCACCUCAACUACCCAAAAGACUACCCUCAUCACGCUACUCCAGGAUAUGGAAUACAUUCACGGACAACUCUUUGAACGGUCGGUGGAGUCGGGAUGCGGUGCCGUUACCUGUCUUCCCGGUGCCCUUACCAUGCUACGAUUCUCUGCCUUCCGAAAGAUGGCAAAGUACUAUUUUGCGGACAAAGCCGAACAAUGCGCUGAUCUCUUUGACUUUGGAAAGUGCCAUUUGGGAGAGGACCGCUGGCUCACACAUCUGUUUAUGAUCGGGGCUAGAGAAAGGUACCAAAUUCAAAUGUGUACCAGCGCAUUUUGCAAAACAGAAGCCGUGCAGACUUUCAGCAGCUUGUUAAAGCAGAGAAGGCGUUGGUUCUUGGGCUUUAUCACGAACGAAGUGUGCAUGCUUACCGAUAUAAGGAUAUGGUAUCGAUAUCCCCUUCUCUGCCUUGUUCGUUUUAUGCAGAAUACGAUUCGAACCACUGCGCUGCUAUUCUUCAUUAUGGUUAUCUCGGUGAUUACAACAUCUAACAAGAUACAGAAUCUUCCCGUUGGAUUCAUUGCGGUAUCACUUGGAUUGAAUUACUUACUCAUGUUUUAUUUUGGAUUGAAGCUGCGCAGAUUCAAGGCUUGGUUAUACCCGAUUAUGUUUCUGUUGAACCCGUUCUUCAAUUGGCUUUACAUGGUUAACGGAAUAUUUACUGCCGGCCAACGAACAUGGGGUGGCCCGAGAGCAGACGCAGCCGAAGCUGACGACAAUACUUCUCCAUCCCAGGCGGCUGAUCAAGCUAAGGCUGCCGGAGAUGAGCUCAACGUGAACUUGGAUACGUUCCCGCCUGCCACUCAGGGUAAAGAGCCCGUUCCAGUCCAACCGCCAGAGGUAGCCGAGGGACGCUUUUCUGCACCUACCCUGGGCCCAAAUGGCUGCUACGAGAACACCAACGCGUCAGGGGUCACACUCCCUACUCACUAUACAAAUGGCGAAGUGGACUCGCGUCUCUCCUUGGAUUCUAAUUUCACAUCAAAUUCAAGGGCAACCUCGAUAGGCUGGCCAUGCGGCCUGCAAUCUCUCAUAGACGAGGACAAAAACAACGUGUACAUGACAACGGAAGACCAGAAGAAGGUAGAAAUGGCCCGCCAAAGCGGGCUUCACGGCAACCGCAAUCUGUCCCUGGGCGAGUUCAACAUGGGGGUCUCACCCAGCCGAGACCGAUCAGGUUCCCCCGCUGCCAGCUCACCCGCGAGCCGAAAGAGUGUCUCCUAUGAUUUCCCUACCCCUGAAGGUCCGCUAGGGAACUUACCUUUGGCCACCCCGGAGUGGCCCAAGCGAGCUCGCACUGCGCGAAGCCCGUUAGGCAGAGGCUCUUCGGACGGACAAUGCCGUGACGAGAAGAGGCACGACUCUCUUAGCAUUCACCGCCAGAGCCUGGCACUGGAGACUGACGAUGAAGGGACGUCAGAGGAGAAACGGGGCAGACGCCGUAAACGACUGACCAAGACUCCACGACCGGAUGAUAUCAUGACGAGACGACUAGAAAUGACCGGGGCAUGA